Brassica oleracea var. oleracea is the source of this 1240-nucleotide messenger RNA. RefSeq names its product UPF0481 protein At3g47200-like. Lineage: Eukaryota; Viridiplantae; Streptophyta; Magnoliopsida; Brassicales; Brassicaceae. The transcript has 5 exons. The record is from RefSeq and is a predicted model, not a curated record. The coding region runs from base 116 to 1240 and encodes 374 amino acids.
AUCCCUCUUUCUGCUGCAAAUCUAAGCAAGUCCAACCGUGAAAAAGUUUUACAAGAGACUUCACUCCUCCUUCAGUGGCUCUUCCAUUUUUAAUAAAAAAAGUUUAGUGUCGAGGAUGGAUCCAGGACAUUGCAUUUACAAAGUAUCAAAGUCAAUUCGGAAUGUGAAACCCCAAGCCUAUAGACCUCAGGUGGUCCUCAUCGGUCUGCAUAAUCGUUCUAUAAAACAGACUGCUAACGACGGUGCAGGAACGAGUAGUGAUCAAGGGCAAACCAACAAAACAAAACAAAAGUAUGUGAACAUGGAGAAACAAAAGAAGACAUACUUAAAAUCUUUCACAGAAAAAGUGGGGCCAAAGUCUAUUCAGGAUAUGAAGGAAAUCAUAAUAGCAGAAGAAAAAAAUAUUCGGGGAAGCUAUGAGAUAUCGACCGAGUGGGUACCACCUGAAUCCUUCGUGGACCAUAUCCUAGAGGAUUCAGUUUUCAUCAUGGAAUUCAUUAUCACGCAUGGUGAAAACUCACAUGACACUAAGCACACUGCAGAUGUGAAACAAGAUCUCAUGUUGCUUGAGAAUCAACUUCCGUUUUUCAUUUUCCAGAAACUGUUCGGUUCACAUAUGGAGAAAUUGGGUAUAAUGGGGACGGUUGAACAAUUCAUCCUGAACUUCUUUUCCCUGAAGAUAAAAACGAAAACAAACUUCAGGCAUUUCACAGACAUGUUCCGGUGUGUUUAUGAGGAAUCUCUUGAGGAAACUCCAAAUCUGAACGACUUGACUGGUGAAGCUAUUGGGGAGAUGGCGAACGCGGAUUACCUGUCCCGUGCAGGAGUGAAAUUCAAGACACCCAGUGAAUGGAAAUCGUCAGAACGAGAGAGAUCUCACAGCGGUAAUUUACAGCCGAUGACAUCGAUCUCCAGCGGAAAGGAGACGGAUGAUUAUUCGCUGCAUGUGUCAUUUAAAGAAGGUUGCUUAGUAAUGUCGAGUUUCCGUGCGGACGAAGCUUCUGAAACCAUUCUAAGAAAUGUCAUUGCAUUUGAACAGUCCCAUGGUGCUGUAAACCCCUUUACAUCUAACUACAUAAAUUUCAUAAACUUAUUAAUUACUAACGAAAGAGACGUUGAGGUACUCACGGCAGAAGGGGUACUAAGAAACCGUAUGGGUAGUCCAAACUUGGUGGUGCAGAUGAUAAACGAUUUAAACCGUGGCCUGAAGGAACCGACAAGUUCGCAAUACCUCGGCUAG